CGCUCAGUGACGUAGAUCUCUGGAGCCGGAAGAGGAAAAUUUGUAGUCGUUAUGAAUCAGUGUCUGAGAAGCAACAACAAGCCACGAAGAGAACCAGAUCUUUGAAGAAGUAACCCUCACCAACUGAGAAGAUGCAUGGACGACUGAAGAUCAAAUCUACAGCCCAGCAGGAGGAGGAGAAAAGAAAGGAGCGAGAGAAGAAGCUGAAGGUUUACGUGGCCGUACGAGACUCCUGUUUUUCUAAGAGGAAGGAGGGCAUCUGGGAUGAUGAAGCUCUCCAGCUGACCCAGCAGCUGCUGUCAUCCAACCCAGACUUUGCAACCCUCUGGAACUACAGAAGAGAAAUCCUAAUGCACCUGGAGACUGUGAAGGACGAGGAUGAAGUGCAAAAGGUUUACGUGGCCGAGCUGUCGUUUUUAGAGUCUUGUCUGAAGAUUAACCCGAAGUCGUACGGCAGUUGGUACCACAGGGGGUGGGUCUCGGUCCGCUUGCCUCGACCGGAUUGGGCCAGAGAGCUGAGCCUGUGUGAUCGCUGCCUCAGCCUGGACGACCGCAACUUCCAUUGUUGGGAUUAUCGCAGGAUGGUUGUGAAGAUGUCUGGCGUGCCCGUGGAUCAGGAGUUGCAGUUCACCGAUCGUCUCAUCGGCUCUAACUUUUCCAACUACUCCAGCUGGCACUACCGUAGCACCUUGCUGCCGCUCCUCCACCCGGUGUCUCCUGAGCCCUCGUCACCGUGCCACAAGCCCCCUCACACCUCCCCUCCACCUUCUCCGCAAACCCACUCCCAUCGCGUCUGUGAAGAGCAGCUACUCAAAGAAUAUGAACUUGUACAGAACGCUUUCUUCACCGACCCCAAUGACCAGAGUGCUUGGUUCUACUAUCGGUGGCUGCUAGGCAGAGCCGAACGUGAGGAGAUGAUAAGCUGCGUGUACGUCAGUCGGGAUGAGGAGAGAGUGGCUGUUGCCUUCUCCAGGCCUGUUAAUGCGCUGUCGGUGGGUCUGCUGCUGGUCCUUGACGGUAAGCCCCAGAGAUUGGAGUGGAGGAGUGUGCACCCCCGCUUUAAACACAGCCCUGUCUGGAUUUGUGAUUUUCCUCCUGGAUCGAUAAGCGACAUCACUAACGAACACAAUCUGACCGUGCACUGGACUGAAAAACCCACUCGCAGGGACUGUGCUCUCUACACAGGUCGAACCGAGAGUUAUUGUCGGGACUCUGCUACGGAUCAGGAACUCUUUAGGAGUGAGCUGUCAGUAGAGAAAACCUCAGUGUUACAGUCGGAGCUACACUCAUGCAAUCAGCUACAAGAACUGGAGCCGCUCAAUAAGUGGUGCUUACUGACCAUUAUCCUCCUGAUGAGGGCGCUAGACCCUCUGGGAUACGAGAAGGAGACGCUUGAUCAUUUCCAAACACUGAGAGAUGUUGAUACCAUGCGCUCUGAGUAUUACAGUGACCUGUGCAGCAAGUUCAUGAUCGAAAACACCAUCAUGAAAAUGGAGUAUGCUGAAGUGCGCGUCUUCAGCAUCUCGGACAAGAAACUGACCACUUUGUGCCAUCUGGACCAGUUGUUAGUGGUCACCCAUAUCAAUCUGUCGUCGAAUCAGCUGCAGCGCUUGCCUCCUGAGUUCGCUAUGUUGCAGUGUCUCGAGGUCUUAGAGGCUGAUAACAACUCCAUAGAAAACCUGGAGGGCCUGUAUCACCUUCCUAAACUGGAGGAAGUCUCCUUGAAGAAUAACAAAAUCUCGACACUGGCAGAUCUUCAGCCGCUGGCCUCCUGCCCCAAGCUGAAGUGCCUCGAUCUCCGUGGCAACCCCGUCACUCAGAUCGCCAACCUCGAGUCAGAGUUGGCCGAGCUGCUGCCUUCAGUCACAGACCUGCUGCUCUGAUCAGGCAGAGAGCAGGAAUCACUGCCACCGUCGUUCUGUCUUUCAACUGUCCUUCACUUUCUCAAGUGUUUGUUUGUGAAAGAGCAAGUGGGUGUUUGUUUUUAUUUUCUUCAAGUAUCUCGUGGCUCUGUUUGUUCCACUUGUUUGGGAGAACGUCAAUCACAGUGACCUCGAGGGUCUGAGAGCCUCAUGCUUCACAGCGUGUGUCACAAACACCUGAACUGAAUUGUCUAGAAUAAUGUGUGUGAGUGCUUGAUAACCAAUGUUGCUUUUCUUCAAUUGUGUGUGCGUACAGAUGUCUUUAACUUAAACAACACACCCAGAUGCAUGCAGAAACAGUAAUAAAUAAAACGGCCUGGCAUGCAGCGAUGCUGGCUUAUUGCUUGAUAAGCUUUAAAACGGUUGAAUUAGUGAAAAAAAGCUAUUAGCUGAUCAUCAGAGCACUGCAUAGUUCUCAAGCAAUUUUUUUUUUAAAGGUUGUGUAAAGCAUAAUAUAUGACAAUAUACUGUUGCACAGUAUGUCACAGAUCCACUAAUAAAACAGCACACAUUGUGUCACUGCCUUC
Hippoglossus stenolepis (Pacific halibut) is the source of this 2449-nucleotide messenger RNA. RefSeq names its product Rab geranylgeranyltransferase subunit alpha (gene rabggta). The coding region runs from base 132 to 1883 and encodes 583 amino acids. NCBI's taxonomy places the organism in Eukaryota, Metazoa, Chordata, Actinopteri, Pleuronectiformes, Pleuronectidae. The record is from RefSeq and is a predicted model, not a curated record. The transcript is spliced from 17 exons. Gene Ontology annotation, biological process: protein geranylgeranylation. Gene Ontology annotation, molecular function: protein binding; zinc ion binding; Rab geranylgeranyltransferase activity. Gene Ontology annotation, cellular component: cytoplasm; Rab-protein geranylgeranyltransferase complex.